Molecule: messenger RNA, 3289 nt
Organism: Lutzomyia longipalpis
Lineage: Eukaryota; Metazoa; Arthropoda; Insecta; Diptera; Psychodidae
Exons: 7
Coding region: 459-2030 (523 amino acids)
Molecular function (GO): zinc ion binding
Source: RefSeq, a predicted model, not a curated record
GAAUCUUCACGAUGUUUCGCGAAGUUUCGUGAUUUUCUGAAUCUCUUUUAUGAUUCUUUCUUGAAUUUAAACUUAUUUUCUUUGCUUUUUCUCUCUUUGAUUUUGUUUUAAUUAUGUUUUAAUUUUGUUAAAUUGAUUGUUUUUUUAAGAAAUUAUACAGACAGCAAAAUAAACUAAAAAAUGUAAACAAAAAAGAAUCAAAACAAUUUGAUUCUCAGAACGCAGAUGGCGCAUGAAUCACCCCUUGGUUGUCAAGCAAGAUGGUGGAGUAGAAAUUUUCACAAGUGCCAGUGCAUUGGACAAGGUAGCAAUUUGAUGUGUUUUUCUGGACAUUUUCGCGGGGGAUUUUAGCUAAUUUUGACAAAAAGUGUUUGUGAAGUGAGUGCACACUUGUUUUACCCUAAGAUUCUCCAUGUGGGAGGCACAGAAGGCCUCCAGUGCGACGGUGUGUUGGUAGUAUGAUAUCGCGAUUCCAGACCUUGAUGGGGUGCUCCUCAAUAGCACUCGGUGAGGCUCCUCGUGACGAUCAGGCGUGCUCCGGCCGGGGGGAUUGUCUCAAUGGCACCUGCCUCUGUGAGAUUCGCUACAGCGGUGAUGAGUGUUCCACCUUCAAUUUGCCAUACCACGCAGGUGUCUCGUCGAUUUUCUACUUCGUGGCUCUCGUGUCGCUCAUUCAGCUGCUCAUUUGCAUCGUAGCAGAGUAUCAGAGGCUCAAACAGCCCUCCUUCCUGCGCGCUUGUCGUCUCACAACGCAGAAGCUUCUCUACUUCUUCGUCUUUGUGGCUGCUCUCCUGCGGGGAGCUUAUUUCACAACACCAGAAAUUCUUCAACCAGUAUGGGCAUCUACACUGAUGUCAGCAUACUAUCCACUCCUGAUGACGUGCGCCUCACUGGUGGUUUGUCUCUGGGCAGAGAUCUUCCAUUUGCGUGACAUUCGAUGGGAGAAAUCGCAGUUCCUCUCCAAGAGUUUUCUUGGAUUUAUGGCAUUCAAUCUUCUUCCAUACAGCCUCCUAGCAGCGGAGGUUCUCUUCUCCCAGUUAAUCACAGAUCGUAACACAUAUUCGCACAUCUUCAAUGGCUGCUAUGCGGCACUUCUUCUCAUUGUCGUCGUCUUCUUCCUCAUCUACGGCGUUGAGGUUUUCUUCAAAGUCCGCGGGGGCUUUGUGUAUGACUUUGGGAAUCUCCCAAGUACACAGAAUGUCAAUGCAUCACAACUGCACCAAUCACGUUUUGGGCUACUCAGUCAGGCCAUCAUGCUCAUCGUCAUUGUUGGGUUCCUCACGUCAGAGACUCUCGGGGACUUUUGGAAGAAAAAGGUUCCAGUUUAUUCGAGGAAUUGGCAUGAUAUUGUGUUCCGUCUGGUUGAGGUGGGGGUGGCUCUUUGGUUCCCAUGCUGCCUGUGGAAUUCCAUGGCGCCCGAGCAGCUGUGGAUUCUCAAUCCGAAGAAGCUGCUGAGUAGGCAGAUUGAGCCAGUGGCGAGUACGUCACAGGGCACAGCGAAGGCAACGGAAGAAGGUCAGGCGGCAUUGCUGAAGAAGGAUUGUUGGAUUUGCUAUGAUCCCGACAAGACAGAGCCACUCAUUCAGCCGUGCAAAUGCACCGGAGAUGUGAGUUCGGUGCAUCAUGAAUGCCUAAGGCGGUGGCUUGUGGAGAGUUGCUCAAAGUCCGAUGAUGUCCUGCUAAAGUGCAAAGUCUGUGAUUCACCCUAUGAGGUCAAAAGGACAAAUAAAUUGGACUGGGAGAAGGGAUUUACGGUGCAACAUUGGGCUAAGACAGUCAUCCUUGUGACGCUGAUGUGCAUCACGGGGGCAAGUGCAUGGGUAAUCAUACAGCUAUACGUUGAUCCCAUUGUGCGUGUCCUCACGGCGGGUUUUGCCGUCAUAAUUGGGUAUGUUUGCGUAAAACUUUUGGGUGAAAACACCUUCACGGCGUACCAAAGGGCAAAAGUGAGUUCCAUUAAUAUUGUCACGAGUGAAUUGGACGUGACGGAGAAGCUCAAUACCAUCUGCCAGGAUGUGACGUGCAACUGAGAGAGCCGGACGACUGAGCAAGUCAAUUAAGUACACCUUUUUUUCUUUUCUUUCCUUUAAAUCAUUUAUUUUUUAUUCUUUUGAUAUUAUAUUAUGCAAAAUCGUGAAAAUCACGAUGGAAACGAUAAGGGGGAUCGCAUCCCCUUUUGGCUUGAAUUUUAUGUGGUACAAAUUUAUGAUUUUUCCCCCAAAAAAAAAACUAGAAAUUCCGACAGAGAUCGGGAUUUCUAAUUGCUUUUAAGUUUAUUUUUUUUCUUUCAAAGUGAUGCUAAAAAAAAUUAGGAGAAAGAAAAAGUAUUUUCAAAAUUUCUUUACAAAACAAAAAGAAGAUUGUUAAAUGAAAUAUUUGGCCAAGUUAUUCCAUCCCCUGCAAAAUGAGGGAUUAAUGAAAAUCCUAUUAAAGAAAAAAACAAACUAUUUUAUCUCCUAAAUAGUGGAUUAAAUGUCGUAGAUUUUAAGUGAAGAAAGAAGAUUUUUUGUGAAAAAAAAGAAAGAAAAUUAAUCAACUAUUUACUCGAAGAUAAGAAAUUUGUGGCAUUUUGCUUCCAAAAAAAAAAAUAAAAUUCAUUCGCAAAAUGUUGCAAAAAGAAGAAUGAAUAGAAGAACCUUUUAAACCCUAAAACAUGAAGAAAAUGAAUAAAAUCAACUCCCUGGUAGGUGAUCAUUUAGAGAAGGAGACUCCCCUCAAGUAGAAGCUACUUGUUAGUAAUUUAUUAUUAUAAUUUUUUUUACUUUAAAAAAUAUAUUUUUUCCUUUCAUGCACGCUAAAUUCCCAAAGUUUUUUCGUUCUUUCUUUUGCCAAUAAAUUAAUGAAAAAAAAUAUAAAUAUUUCCUUAAAAUAAAAAAAAAACUUUCUUUAAAAGAAAAUUUUUGAAAAAAAAAUCCCUCAAGCACAGUAAUUUAUUGGAAAAUUAAAAAGAAGAAUAAAGUAAUUAUUAUAUACCUACCUUUAGAAAAUAUAGAAUGAGAAUAAAUAAAGAAGAAAAAGGAAGCAAGAAUGGUUAAAUUAAUGAAAUUCUUUGAGUUGUGAUUUUUUUUUCGUUGAAUGUAAGAGCAAGAAAAAAAUAUUUUUCAUUUUUUUUUACUAUUAUUACCUAUAUUUUAUGAGUCACAAAUGCGAGUUUACAAACAAAUAAAUUAAUAAAGAAAAAAAAUGUAGGAAAACUCGCGGAAACUUUUUUGUGUGGUUAUUGUACUCCUUUAAUCAAAUAUACAUGAAAAUGUUUUAUUAAAAAUGAAUGAGUAAGUAGAACAAUUGA